AUGAGGAAAAAAGAGAAAAAGAAAAAUAAAUUUUAUGAAAAAAGACAUGUAGAUCAAACGCCAGGAAAAGAAGAAAAAUCGGUGAAUGACAAGAAGGUGUUCGAUGGGAUCAUCAUCAUAGCAUCUUUUACAUUGGACCUCGUCUUUAUUGACGGCAUUGCUGACAACGAAGGUGAGGAAGCGGUUGCCUUCAUCAUUCUUUUCCUCCUCUGGAGGAUUCUGCGAGUCAUCAAUGAUCCCACCCACUUCACCAUACCGCCCCGGAUCUUUGGAAUGAGUUGCCCCUGUCUGUCCGUCAUGCUAGCUCAGCUCAGAUUCAUGGUGACCGCCAAGAAACGCCAUGAGUUCCGGAUAAAGCUGCAGAAGAAGGCCUGUCGGAGGUUGGAGAUAAGGCUGGAACUCAUCGACAACGACAUGUCCGCUAAAAAGAAAGAAAUUUUGAACCUGAAGAACCUCUGCACGGCGAAAGGAGCCACGGACCGCGAGAUACUGCAGUGUAAACCGUCCAGAUGUGCGUUUCAGAGCAACCAGCUGAACACCUCCAUGGGACUCUCCAGCAUCGCCAGCCUCAGCAUGGGAUUCACCAUGUCCAUGAAGAGCAGGUUCACCAAUCCCAAUUUUUUCACCAACCCAGCGAACAGUACCGCCAACAAAUCCGUUGAAAUGACUCCGUUCGCCAACUUAAUCCCGCAACACAACAACUCCGACAAUGCAAACACGCCAGCACCACCGUCAACUACAGCGACGUCCACAACCACCAACAACAACAACAAGAAACAGACGCUUGGUCCAGCGCCCAGUUCCAAAUCCAUGCUGUGUAGUUCUCCCAACAUUGCACUGGCGAGUGAGCAAGAGUGCCAUCAUGAUGUGACGCCUGGUGGCUACUUUCUGCGCAGGGCCAGCAUGAAGGGCAGCAGCGUCACAAAAUCGGAACCUGACAUCAUGCUGGAAAUGGAGAGCAAGGUCAAUGAAACGUCUUCAAGACCGUUCAACUUGAUGACUACACAAAAGAUGGAUGGCAAGAUCGCAUCAACUUUGCUGCCAUCAUCAUUGUCGUCGUCUCAAACAACAACGACAACAUUUGUCAUUCACCCAUGCAACAACAAAACUGUCGUUUCUUCAGUUAACAUCAAUCACAACAACAACAACAACCACAGCAACAACAACAACCACAGCAACAACAACCACAGCAACAACAACAACCACAGCAACAACAACAACCACAGCAACAACAACAACAACAGCCACAACAACUUCAACGUCGAGAACGCUUCAAAAACAGCAGGCGACAACCACAUGGAGCUAGCAAAUAUCUUUUGCUUGACCACUCCGAACGGAACUACCAAAGACUUCUCAACGCCUGCCUUCAAUCACCUCCUAAAUAAUGAAUUUCCUCAUCAACAACAACAACAUCAACAACAACAACAACAUCAACAACAACAUCAACAACAACAACAACAUCAACAUCAACAACAUCAUCAACAACAACAACAACAUCAACAACAACAACAACAUCAACAACAAUAUCAACAACAGCAGCAACAACAAACCGUCCCAACGUUCUUUACAGGAAGCUCAUCAGCAUUCAAUCAAGCUCUGCUGUUCAAACCUCCCCUACCUACGACAAUUAAAAUCCCAUCCAUCAACAACACAACCUCAACAACAACAACAACAUCUACGUUGUCGGCAACAACAGCACCAACAACAGCAACGACAUCCACAGGCUGUUUUUCAUUCUCUUCGUCCAGGAAAAAUAAAAUUGUUGAUAAAAAUAACAAGAAACUCAGCGAAACAUCGAGACUGUUUAGCAGUCCCAAGAGGAAGAAUGAGCUGCUUUUGAAAUACAACACAAACAACAACACCGUUCAAAGUACACAAUUCAACGUUGCCAGCAACAACAGCGUUGAACAAGUAAGUUAUCGGAAAAACAAUGCAAAAAGUGAUCGAAGACUUUUUCUGUUGAGAAAAUUUAAAAGUAAACAGAACAAAACUUUGUUUCAAAAACAACAACAACAACAUUAUCAAUCCCAACAACAACCUGUCCAGCAAAAUCAACUCACAAAAAUGCUGCCGAGACAAACUGAAGAAGUUGACGAAAGAGAUUUAAUGGCAACAAUUCAUCAGGACGAGAAACAACAUCAACAACACCAACUACAUCAACAACAACCUAGCGAGGAAGAAUUUUUGUUGCACCACCAUUCACAACAAUAUCCAGACUCAUCCUCAAAAUCAUUUUCACAACAAAAACAACAGCAACAACAACAGCAGCAGCAACAACAACAACAACAUCAGCAACAACACAAUCACACUCCGGAUUUAUGCGACAAGAGACGAGUAUUACUGACGAACGACUUCUUCCAUAAAACUGCAUUAGACAUACAAAGCGAUCCCAGCAACAUCAGCGACAUCAAUCAAAAUGUUAAUGUCAACAGUGGCUCUUACACUGCUCAUGGCUGCAAAGGCAUCAUUGGUGACGAAGAAGAUGACGACGAAGUGGUGGAGCUAGAUGAGGACGACGAAGACGAUGAUGAUGACGUCACUGAUGACAUCAACAACUGCAUCACGGACGCAUCUUCCUUCAAUACGACUACAACUUCAAAUCGUUCAUCGUUCAACAACAACAACGACAACUUCUCCAUCGCUGACCAUUCGGACAAGUCCUCUCUGUCACCCGCCAGAAAAGCGCCAGCCAUCAAGCAACAACUUUCUCAACAACAUUCACAGAUCAACAACGACUUCAAUGUUGAUUUACACAGCAGCAACAACAACAACAACGCAACAGCCAACAAAAACAAAUCUGCCAGCAACAAAACUUCAAAAAAGCAACGCAACGAAGAAUGGAGACCCAGUGGGAAGAAUGAUAAGAUUAUAGAGUUGCAACUUUCUUUUUGCUGUGUUUGA
Messenger RNA from Helobdella robusta, 2901 nucleotides. RefSeq lists its product as hypothetical. Lineage: Eukaryota; Metazoa; Annelida; Clitellata; Rhynchobdellida; Glossiphoniidae. The transcript has 8 exons. Bases 1 to 2901 code for a protein of 966 amino acids. The record is from RefSeq and is a predicted model, not a curated record.